This is a messenger RNA of Theileria orientalis strain Shintoku, 999 nucleotides long. RefSeq lists its product as uncharacterized. Gene Ontology annotation, biological process: nucleotide-excision repair; regulation of DNA-templated transcription. The transcript is spliced from 8 exons. NCBI's taxonomy places the organism in Eukaryota, Apicomplexa, Aconoidasida, Piroplasmida, Theileriidae. The coding region runs from base 1 to 999 and encodes 332 amino acids. Gene Ontology annotation, cellular component: transcription factor TFIIH core complex; transcription factor TFIIH holo complex. The record is from RefSeq and is a predicted model, not a curated record.
AUGAAUGACCUAAAUAACCAGUACAGCAGCAGCUCUGAUGCAAAUUCUGAUUCGAAAACAACAGAAGAUGCACUGGUGUUGAUUCUGGACCUGUCGCCGACAGCAUGGUCAUCGGGAGUGACGCCGAAGCCAGAAGACCCGAACCAUAAAAUAUACUUACACAACCUGUAUAGCGUAGUAGUGGACUUUUUAAAAUCGUUCGGAUAUAUGUCAGUGAGAAACAAAUGUUGCAUGAUAGGAACGAAUAACGCAGGCUCGAAGAUAAUAUACGAAGGAAGUAUAUACAAAGACUGGCUUCCGUCGUGCUUCUCGGGAAUCGACGCACAAUCGAAGUGUGUAGAGACGACAAUUACGGCGAUGUGGAACGAGAUAGUGGACUUGGUGAGCAAGGGACUGACCAACUCAGAAUCAGAUUCAAACCUGACGUCAGCAAUAUCGAUGGGUUGCCUAUAUCUGAAUCGCAUCACGAAGUCGAAAGCAGGCUUCGGAAGGAAGAUAAUCAUAUUCGACGUAUCGUCGAGGGAAAACUACAAAUCGCAAUACAUAGGACUGAUGAACAUAGCGUUCACGGCGCUGAAGCAGAAUAUAACAAUUAACACGCUGGCACUGGGCCAGCCAUCGAGGAUAUUGGAGCAGCUUAGCACGAUAACAAACGCAAAGUACCUGGACCUUUCCAAGAUAUUCCAGUCGGACGUGGAGACGUCGAACAUAGAACAGUCACUGUCGCAGCUGAUAUCGUUUUGGCUGCUGCCGUCAGAGGAGGUGGGCGAGAUCCUUUCGACGAAGCUCUCGUUCGAGUUCGGAAACACCGCAAUAUGCUACUGCCACUACAAAACCGUCGAGGUGUCGUACCUCUGCCCGUGCUGCUUCGCAGUGUACUGCUCCGAAGUGGACGACAAGGGCAAGUACAGGAUGGUCUGCAUGGUUUGCAGCUCCCGGCUGACCAGGAAGCUGUUGAAGCAGAAGCUUUCCAGCGAGGCGGACUUUACACACAACUAG